Strongylus vulgaris is the source of this 360-nucleotide messenger RNA. The record is from the annotation of a GenBank genome assembly. Lineage: Eukaryota; Metazoa; Nematoda; Chromadorea; Rhabditida; Strongylidae.
AUGAACUUGGCCAAACUAACACUUCUCUCUCGUGUUCUUGGAAAAAUCUUAUUUCAGUCAAUACAUGUGCUUGUAUUUUUCUCCGCCGUUGUCAGUUUACUUUACUACUACGGCAUUAUUCAAUGGAUUCUUGGAAAAACGGGACGUAUUAUGGAAGCUACUCUUGGCACUACAGCAGCGGAAUCACUCAACGCAUGUGCGUGCGUCAUCCUUGGCCAGUCUGAGGCUGCUCUACUGAUCAAGCCCUGCCUGGAGACGCAAACAGCUUCGGAAUUACAUGCUAUCAUGGCAAGCGGUUUUUCAUGCAUUGCUGGCUCGUUAUUUGCAGCCUACGUUUCUUUUGGAGCAUGUCCCGAGUGA